AUGCGGUCAUUUAUAAAAGGUCAUAUAAGAAGUGAAUCUUCUACUUCGGACUACUAUGACCAUGAUAUCGAAAACCCGCCGCGAAUAACUCAUGGUAAUAGUUCAACGCUUCUGUCACCUAGUUUUCAACAGAAGCCUCAGUUCACGUCUCCCCAAAAAUCCAUGAGUACGCCGAAAAAGCUAUUAACGCCUAUUAAAAACCUAUUCUCUUCGCCAAACCAUGCGAAACAUCCCAACAAUGUGUUACUGUCCGGAGAUCGGUUGAACAGUGCAUUAUCGGGCCCAAAUAAAGAGAAGACUCAGGCACCACGCAAACACGAACAAAAACCGGUAUCGACAUUACCACAGAAUGGGAAUAGCAAUAAUGCUGAUAACUUGAGGUCGCCUGGAGAGACCCAGCUGCACGCAUGGAGCAGCCAGUUAAAAUCGCACACCCUUCUGAAUGGCACACUAGCCCAAAUGCAUACUCCCAACAUGAAUUCGGGAGCCUCUUGGUCAUCACCUGCCCUUGCGCUGCCUAGAGAUAUUUAUCAUACGAACAACUACGAUAGCCACGAAGUAUUGAUGCCUCCAUCAUAUUCACCAUACUCACAAUCACCAUAUUCACAAUCUCCGUCAGAUCACGAUAAGGCUAACCAAAAUAUGUUGGCCCCCCCCUUGAAUUUACCAGAAGUACAUGAUAAAUUGGAGGGAACAAACCCAAAUCAAUCAAGCAUUUCAUUAGCAGAUAGCACGAAUUUUGAGACAAAGCUGGUAUCUUUUCAGCCCGAUUGUGAAAUUAAAGAUUCUGUACAAUAUGGCAUCUCACCGCACGAUCAUUCUUCAGGUACUGAAGAAGAUGCAACGCACGAUGACGACGAAUAUUCGGAUUCGGAUUCAUCUUCACAAUUCUCUUUUGUCAAGGAUAAUGCUGGCGGCCGAAAUACAUCGGUGAAAUACUACAAAACAAAUACAGGUCCACCAAAAAAUAAUAAUACAUUUCCCCAACUGAAUGAAUUUAAUGAAAAUGAUUUAGGAUAUGAAGUUGACGAGUUUUCUGAUUACGAUUUUGAAAAUAAUGGAAUGGAUGACGACGACUUCAAUUACGAUGAUGAAGACGAUGCUGACAGACAAUACGAUGACAUUUUUUGUGAUGAACAUAAACAUUAUACGGACCUCGAAAAUAAUAUAAGAGAGCUGAAUACUGAGAAAUCUUUAGAUUCUGUCAGUAACAAUUUUGAGGAAAGUUCUGCUUUCAGUUCGAAUCCUUUUGAUAAGACAGAAAUUGAAACUACAUCGACAGACCUUAAACUUCCUGAUGCACCACUCAAAAACUAUAGACUAUUUAAUCAUUCUUAUCAUUUAUCGAUUGAAGGAUUUGACGAUAAAUCCAAAUCACUGGAAUCGAUGUCUGAAGAUAAUAUUCAUAAUGAAGAUAUUCUUGAAAAUUACAUGGAUCUUAGAAGACUGUCGUCAAUUGAUGUUGCAAACUUGAAUAAUAGUAGAAAAACUCCUGACUUACAGUCGUCAGGUAACUUAGAGCUUUAUGAUCUUAAUUCACCUAUGAUUAACGGGUUAACAAUAGGUAAUAAUUUAAGACAUAGGCUACGAAAAGAUAAUGAUUUUAAGGAGGAGGAUCACGAUAGUAAUACAAACAAGCUAUUUAUUUUUAGGCAGACUUCAUUCGAAAGCGGAAUAGAUGACAUUACAAAUCACAUUCAAAAAGAUAAUUUACUAAAGGAUGACCGUGAGAUUUUUAAACAACGGGCUCUUAAAAGUUUCCACAGUUCUAUUAGUGACAACCUCGAUUCCAAAAUUUCAGAGAAGUUAAAUGAAAUAGAAUCUUUCAAUAAGAGGAGAAUGGCCGAUACAAAUGAAGCUAGUUCUUUGAAGUCAAUCAAAGAAAAUGAUGUUGGACUUGGUAUACUAUUUGAUCUGGGUGUGCCGAUGGAAAAUAAUGGAUCUCAACCAGCUGUCAACACAAUCGCUCCAGUGAAUGAAAUCAUGGGCAUUUUAGGAACAUUAGAAACUGGGAAUAGGUCAUUGGAUUAUGGAGCAGAACACAAGGUUAUACCAAGUGAACUACCAGAGGAUUUAGAUCAGUCGAUAACUUCACCUAAUCAAGGGAACAAGGAUUCUAGGCUGUCAAUCUUAGGGAUGAUGAAUGUAUUAGCUAACUUAGAAAAAACACAAGAGCCUAUCAAUCAGGAAGAUGACAGCGCAUUGGGACCCACGGAUUUAAAUCAUCCGAGAAGGACUUCCAUAAUUGACAUGAUGGACAAGCUAGCAACGAUUGAAUCUCAGAAGAAGGAAGAAAAUAAUGCGAAGAGGAAUUCAGUAACAAAUAUGAUGGCAACUUUGGCAGUACUUGAAAAUACCAACCAACAACACAGUCAAGAUAUUAGAAAUACUAAGAACACAAGUACUAAAGUCCCUGGCAGAAUAUCUAAGAAUCCUCUACAGAGGAUAGCGGCAGAUUCGUCAAAGGAAAGCAAGAGAUAUUCUUGGUAUGAUGACGACGAAAAGAUAGAUUUCAAAGCUGUAAAUUUGAGUAAUGUACAAUCUAAAUCUGAACCUGAACAUACUGUCUUGAAAAAAACAGAAACGCCCAUUGAACCAGAGAGGAUGGAUUUUGAGACCACAAUAUCAACCCUUGAUAAAGAUUUGAUUGAUGAAGCUAAUCAAUUGCCUGAAGAUUAUAAUUUUGAGGACUAUGAAUAUAAUAGAUUUCCAAACUCGCCUAUUAAUGAUGCAGUACUUUUUAGAUCUAACUCAUAUAAUAAAAAGCCCUCUAAAAGUGUUGCAGAUAAUAACCUCCUUUCCAAUAAAAUUGAGACAAUCAACAAAACAAUCACUUUCUACAGGAGCAAUAGUACAGGCCAGCAAUCUGAUUUUAACAUAUAUGGUGGCAUAAGUAGAGGUCCAUCUUCGAGGUCAGUGAAAUCUUUUACUUCAGUAGGUAGUGAUACUUUGAAUGAAGAAAGAAAUGAUGACCCAGAAAGAACCAAACUUACUGAAACACCUAAUGGGCCCUACACCUUUAGGUCUAAUUUUCCCCUAUAUUCAAAAAGUACUGAUUCCUAUAAUUUGGGAACUAUUUCUGAAGCUGAUAGUCCAUUAAUUUGA
This is a messenger RNA of Debaryomyces hansenii CBS767, 3105 nucleotides long. RefSeq lists its product as uncharacterized. Bases 1 to 3105 code for a protein of 1034 amino acids. The record is from RefSeq and is a predicted model, not a curated record. The transcript has a single exon. NCBI's taxonomy places the organism in Eukaryota, Fungi, Ascomycota, Pichiomycetes, Serinales, Debaryomycetaceae.